Caenorhabditis briggsae is the source of this 600-nucleotide messenger RNA. RefSeq names its product Protein CBR-NDUF-7 (gene Cbr-nduf-7). Gene Ontology annotation, molecular function: 4 iron, 4 sulfur cluster binding; NADH dehydrogenase (ubiquinone) activity; quinone binding. The coding region runs from base 1 to 600 and encodes 199 amino acids. Gene Ontology annotation, biological process: mitochondrial respiratory chain complex I assembly; aerobic respiration; electron transport coupled proton transport. Lineage: Eukaryota; Metazoa; Nematoda; Chromadorea; Rhabditida; Rhabditidae. The record is from RefSeq and is a predicted model, not a curated record. The transcript has 4 exons.
AUGCUUUCGGCACUUCGAACUGCCGGAGCUUUAAGCACUCGACGCCUUGCUUCGACUCAAGCGAUCGCCAGUAACAGCGAAGCACCAAAGGGUAUUGCCACAACAGGAACUCCCUUCCUCAAUCCAUCUUCAAAAGCUGAAUAUGCGCUGGCUCGUCUCGACGAUGUCAUGAAUUUGGCACAAAGAGGAUCCAUCUGGCCCUUGACCUUCGGUUUGGCUUGCUGUGCUGUCGAAAUGAUGCACUUCGCUGCACCAAGAUACGACAUGGACAGAUAUGGAGUUGUUUUCAGAGCUUCCCCCAGACAGGCUGAUCUGAUCUUCGUGGCUGGUACCGUUACAAACAAAAUGGCACCAGCCCUUCGUCGUAUCUACGAUCAGAUGCCAGAAGCCAAAUGGGUGAUUUCCAUGGGAUCGUGUGCGAACGGAGGAGGAUAUUAUCACUAUGCGUACUCGGUCCUUCGUGGAUGCGAUCGUGUUAUUCCAGUCGAUAUUUAUGUGCCAGGAUGUCCACCAACUGCUGAGGCUCUUCUUUAUGGAGUUCUUCAAUUGCAAAAGAAGAUCAAGCGUAAGAGAGAAGCACAGCUGUGGUACAGGCGUUAG